UCAAAUAUCCUUCACCCCCUUUUUCUCUCUUGCUUCACCUUUCUUUUCUCUCUAUUAGUUAAUUAACAUCUUUGAUUCAAAUCCCUUUUUAAUUUCUUCAACAUCCUUGCCCAUUUCAUUUACUUCCCUUUUUAUUUUCCCACUCCUUUUUUGGUUUAUUGUUUUUAGGCAAUACUGCAAAGUCCCAUGGGUGCAUGUUUGAGCAAGAAGAAAGGGUCAACUACUUCUCCAGGUGCAACUUUUCAGGUUCCUUCUAAGCUAAAGGAUUCUGAAAAUGGUGGUGUCACCGCCACCCUAUCCAAACCCACCAACCCAGAAAUGAACCUCAAUAAUGAGAAGAACACCGUGCAAGAGAAACAUGACACAGUAGUGGUAGCAGCAGCGCAUGAAGGUGAAAACCAAGUGAAAAAAGAGAUUUUUAUCAUUAAGCACAGGAAGAGCCACGAUGAAAGGAGCUCCAAGAUUCAACCUUGCACUGCUCAGCAGAACCUGUCAGCAUAUUCAAAUGAUGGGUCAUCCUCAGAAUCUGCCGAAUCAAUGGGAAACAACAAGAACAAAAUUGCACCUUCUACACCAAACAUUGCUGCUAGUGGUGUGAGGACCUCAAGCUGCACAAAAGAAGAGGUGGAUGCAAUUCUGAUCCAGUGUGGGAGGCUCAGCAGAAGCUCUUCUGGUAGAGCUGCCUCUUCUUCUGGUGGGAGAAAGUACUCAGGCUCAAAGAGAAGCUUUGAUUUUGAUCACUGUGACAAUGAUGCUAAUUCCAAUGAUGAUGACCAAAGGAGGGGCAAUGCUACUACAACUGACAACAGUGAUUUGUGUGAGGAAUAUGAUGGGGUAGCCACCGGGAACCGCCACCGUGCCCAACACCGCCAGCGCAACCGCCAGUCACCGAGGCCAUCUCCAAGGAGAAGGACCCCAAGCAGAGAACGGGACCAGCAGCAGAAUCAAAGGUCUAGCAGCAGGGAGAGGAGGGUGAGUAGAUCUCCUGGAAGAAGGUCAUCAGAGACAACAAACGGUGCCAAUGGCAAUGGAAGCAACAAUGGAAAUGGCAACCACAAUAGUGCAGGUUCUACUAGGCCUGGGAAGUUGGUGUCCGUUCCUGCCACUGUUACAUCACUGGUCAUGGAUAAGAGUAACAAUGGAAUUGGUGGAGGAGAAUCUGCAGCGGCUACAGGUGUCAAAAGGAUAACUGUUAAGAGAAAUGUUGGUGAAUGUGGUGUGGCUGGUUCAAGGGGUGCAGCAUCACCACGGUCUCAGUCUCCCGCAAGAGCACAAUCUCCCGCAAGAGCACUCUCUCCUGCAAGAGCACACUCUCCUGCAAGAGGAAACAAUGGGAAUGCAGGGAAUCAGCAGCAACAACCUUCAAUUAGCCGCAACAACUCUUCAAGGAAAACUGAACAGUCUCCUUAUAGAAGGAAUCCAUUGAAUGAGAUUGAUCCUAAUUCCCUUUCUUAUCCACAAUCAAAUGCCAACAAUAGCAGCAGCAACAAGGUGCAAAACAGACCCAAGAAGGACGCUGAAGCAGAAGCUAAUCAGAAAGGUGUUACUGCAAAUUGCAAGGUGAAGGAGCAACAAGAGGAAGAGUGCAAGGGAAUGGCAUCAAUGAACAAUGACAAUGUUGUGGUGAAGACAAUAGUGCCAUCAGGUGUUGCUGACAACAUCAAACCCCAAUCUCUAACAAGAAGCAGGUCAUCAAGAAGAUCAAGGGACUUAGAUCUCAACCCUGAAACACUAAUGAACCCUGUACCACAGUCCUAUACCUCCCUCCUUCUUGAAGACAUCCAAAACUUCCACCAAAAGAACACAAACACAACACAGCCUUCCAUUUCUCUCCCAGCUUGUCUCUCCAAAGCUUGCUCGAUCCUCGAAGCUGUCGCCGAUCUCAACUCCACCACAAGCCCAAACUUCUCUGCUGGUGCAUUCUCUGAGGACAAGAAAACUCCAUCACUAGGUGCGAAUAACAGUAGCAACCAUUAUGCAAAGAAGAGGGUGGAGCCAUUUGUGGAAUCCGAGGUAGUUGUGAGUGAUGAUGUGAUGGAACCAAGCUUGCACAAGUAUGUGACAGUGAAGAGGGGUGGUUCAGUUUGUGGGGUAGUGGACAUGGAAGACCAAGAAUCUUCAGGUAGCAACAGCUUCAUCACUCAAAGUGGCCAAAUACAACAGCAAAAUCAGUGGGGCAUUUCAUCAAACACAUGGGAAGCAAACUCAGCUGAUUCAACAGAUUGUUGGAGCUCAAGGUUGAUGGAAGGUAGUGACGCUGUGGCUGAAGCUAGAAAAGCAUUGAACUGCAAGAAAAGAGAGUGUGAUGAUCAUCAACAUAGCAGCGGAAUUGGGCGCGGAAGGCUUAGUGGUUCUUCUUCUUCUUCUUCUAAAGUUCUUCAUCACCACAACAGUAUACCUGUUGCAUCAACAUAACAGAUGGAAUUGUGGUGAUUUCUUGUUUGUAACGUUGAAUAUGCUUCAACAGUUCAUCUAGUUUGAAGUUGCAUACUUUGCAACACUUUCUUGUUUUUCAAUUUAAGGCUAAUUCUCAAUUAUCUUUGUUCAUUGAAGUGAAAACACUUGCUGUUAUGAUUGGAUAAAACAGC
Molecule: messenger RNA, 2588 nt
Organism: Arachis stenosperma
Lineage: Eukaryota; Viridiplantae; Streptophyta; Magnoliopsida; Fabales; Fabaceae
Exons: 2
Coding region: 187-2415 (742 amino acids)
Source: RefSeq, a predicted model, not a curated record